GGUAGCGGCAGCGGCAGCGGCGUUCGACUUGGCCGCCUCCGGGAGCGGCAAGCGGUAGGGAAGGGAAAGGGGGCCCGAUCUAGCCUGCGGGGCCGUGGGGCCCGAGUUCCCGCGCCGCUCGGGGCCGAGUCCCCGCCGCAGCUAGACUGCGCCCUCCGCCGGGGCUGCCUCGCAGUUGCCUCGGACGACCGCGACCGAGAGAAGUUGGGGGGUCCCACCGGACACUAGGACCCCGGACUCCGGGGGUCACCGUGAUCCCGCGGAAGCCUGCUCCCGGCGAGCCGCCGCCUCAGGGGCUCCGCAUCGGGUUUCCAGACUUAUAGAAUGGCUAAACAUUAAUGGAAGGAGAAGCAUAAAUCUAUCUUCCAUUAUGGAGGCAGGUUUAGCAGAUGGAGAACCUGACAUAACUUCGAUCAUGCCAUAUUCAGAAGUUGCUGAAGUUCCAGAGACACUUCUUGGUGAUAGCAAAGAUGUCCUUGGGCCAUCAACUGUUGUAGCAAACAGUGACGAACCUCAGCUUUUGACCCCAGGAAAGAUGAAUCAGCGCCAAGGGAGAGAGGCUUACCCAACACCAACUAAAGAACCGCCGCAGCCAUCUCUCAGUCCUGCAAGUCCUCACAGCCAGGGUUUUGAAAGAGGAAAAGAAGAUAUUUCUCAAAACAAAGAUGAUGUUUCGCUUUCAAUGUCAAAGAGCAAGUCUGAAUCUAAACUUUACAAUGGCUCAGAAAAGGACAGUUCUACUUCAAGUAAACUCACCAAGAAAGAGUCUCUCAAGGUACAAAAGAAAAAUUACCGUGAAGAGAAGAAGAGGGCCACAAAGGAGUUGCUCAGCACCAUCACAGACCCCUCUGUCAUCGUCAUGGCCGACUGGCUGAAGAUUCGCGGUACCCUAAAGAGCUGGACCAAGUUGUGGUGUGUGUUGAAACCUGGGGUGCUUCUGAUCUAUAAAACACAAAAGAAUGGCCAGUGGGUUGGAACAGUCCUUCUGAAUGCUUGUGAGAUCAUUGAGCGCCCAUCAAAAAAGGAUGGCUUUUGUUUCAAGCUUUUCCAUCCUUUGGAGCAGUCUAUCUGGGCAGUGAAGGGUCCAAAGGGUGAAGCAGUUGGAUCCAUAACCCAACCCUUACCUAGCAGUUACUUGAUUAUCCGAGCAACUUCAGAGUCAGAUGGUAGGUGCUGGAUGGAUGCCUUGGAGUUGGCUUUGAAAUGUUCUAGUCUUCUUAAACGUACAAUGAUCAGGGAAGGAAAGGAACAUGACCUGAGUAUUUCCUCAGAUAACACACAUGUGACUCUGUAUGGCUUACUGCGUGCUAACAAUCUCCACAGCGGUGACAACUUCCAGUUGAAUGAUAGUGAAAUUGAAAGACAGCACUUUAAGGACCAAGAUAUGUAUUCUGAUAAAUCUGACAAAGAAAAUGAUCAAGAGCACGAUGAGUCUGACAAUGAGGUGAUGGGGAAAAGUGAAGAAAGUGAUACAGAUACAUCAGAAAGACAAGAUGAUUCUUACAUUGAACCAGAGCCCAUUGAGCCUUUAAAGGAGACCACCUACAUGGAGCAGAGCCAUGAAGAACUCGGGGAGGCAGGUGAAGCUUCUCAAACGGAAACUGUGUCUGAAGAAAACAAAAGCCUUAUCUGGACUCUGCUCAAACAAGUCCGUCCUGGCAUGGACCUGUCCAGGGUGGUUCUUCCUACAUUUAUUUUGGAGCCGCGUUCUUUCCUGGAUAAACUCUCAGACUACUACUAUCAUGCAGACUUCCUGUCUGAGGCUGCUCUUGAAGAAAAUCCAUAUUUCCGUUUGAAGAAAGUUGUGAAAUGGUACUUGUCAGGAUUCUAUAAAAAGCCAAAGGGACUGAAGAAACCAUAUAAUCCUAUACUCGGUGAGACUUUCCGUUGUUUAUGGAUUCAUCCCAGAACAAACAGCAAAACCUUCUAUAUUGCGGAACAGGUGUCCCAUCACCCACCAAUAUCUGCCUUUUAUGUUAGUAACCGAAAAGAUGGAUUUUGCCUUAGUGGUAGCAUCCUGGCUAAGUCCAAGUUUUAUGGAAACUCAUUAUCUGCGAUACUAGAGGGAGAGGCACGAUUAACUUUCUUGAAUAGAGGUGAAGAUUACGUUAUGACAAUGCCAUAUGCUCAUUGUAAAGGAAUUCUUUAUGGCACAAUGACACUGGAGCUUGGUGGCACCGUCAAUAUCACCUGUCAAAAGACUGGAUACAGUGCAAUACUUGAAUUUAAGCUAAAGCCAUUUUUAGGGAGUAGUGAUUAUGUUAAUCAAAUAUCAGGGAAACUUAAAUUGGGAAAAGAAGUCCUAGCUACUUUGGAAGGCCAUUGGGAUAGUGAAGUCUUCAUUAAUGACAAGAAGACCGAUAACUCGGAGAUUUUCUGGAAUCCAACCCCUGACAUUAAGCAGUGGAGAUUAACAAGGCACACUGUGAAAUUUGAAGAGCAGGAUGAUUUUGAAUCAGAGAAACUCUGGCAGCGAGUAACAAGAGCUAUAAAUGCCAAAGACCAAACAGAGGCCACUCAAGAAAAGUAUGUUUUGGAAGAAGCUCAAAGGCAGGCUGCGAGAGAUCGGAAAACAAAAAAUGAAGAGUGGGCUUGUAAGUUAUUUGAACUUGAUCCACUCACAGGAGAAUGGCACUAUAAGUUUUCAGAUACUCGACCAUGGGACCCACUUAAUGAUAUGAUACAAUUUGAAAAAGAUGGUGUUAUCCAGACCAAAGUGAAACAUCGCACUCCAAUGACAUGGACAAACUCGAAAGGACAAACAUUCUACCGUUUCCACGUAGGCAGAUUCCCAGAGUCAGAAAGUAGAUUACAGGUUCGCAGCCACCUGAGGAAGAAAAGGGUUAGUGUUCCAAAAAUGAAGCAUAAACCAACGAGGCAACAGAAGAAAGUGGCAAAAGGCUAUUCUUCCCCAGAACCCGACAACCAGGACUCAUCUGGAAGUGAAGGUAUUGCUGUUGGUACAUCUCAAUCUGUAAAAGCGAGUACACGAAGAAAGAAGGGGAUAGACCUGGGUGAUAUUCAAAGUUCCAUUGAGUCUAUAAAGCAAACACAGGAAGAAAUUAAAAGAAAUAUUAUGGCUCUUCGAAAUCAUUUACUUUCAAGUGCACCUGCUACAGAUUAUUUUCUGCAACAGAAAGACUACUUCGUCAUUUUCCUUCUGAUUUUACUUCAAGUCAUAAUAAACUUUAUGUUCAAGUAGACGUUCUCAACAGUUGAGUCACUGAACUAGACAGAUGGAAUUUGACCUGGGACCAGUGUUCAGAUUGGUUUUCUCUCUAGUAAAGCAUCACAGCAUUUCUAAAUCAACAGAGCAGGAGAUAAACGUACAAGUGUCUGCCUACUUUCCGCAUUUUUUUCCUUAGCCCGAAACAAGAGCCGUUCUGUUUGAUUAUUAAAAUUAGCUAUGUGUUAAGUGCCAGAACACUUUGUGAGACUGUGCCUACAUGUGAGCAUAAUAAAUCCACAUGUGUACACAAGAACACUUACCUGACAGUAGUUUCUGUGUUCUGCCAUAUGUUAUGAAAUACUCUGAUACCACUGUUCAUAACAAAAAUGCCAUCAACCUUAUAAUAUAUGUAUAGUCAACUGUUUUCUUUAGAAGACUGGCAUAUAACUUUUACUAAGAAAUUACAGUGAAGAAAUGAUAGAUUAUAGACAUCUGAUGACUGAUUCGACACAUUAUAAUGUUAAAACCACCUCUAAGGUUUCUAGCUCAGUUGUCUUAGAAAUACCAAGAGAAAAGUGAGUGGUCAGAAUGAAAAUAUUGUGGGAAACAAGUAGAAAAUUUUUAAGAGUUUACACAAAAUUUCCUCACCCCUAGAACUUAAUGUUACAGAUAUAGGUAUAUCCGUACUUAUAUAUAUAUAUAUAUCAAUAUUAAAGACUAGUAUGUAGCUACAUGGAUCAUUUAUGUUACAAUCCCACCUUAAGUACUUGCUGACAAUUGGUUGAUGCCAUCCUUUUCUGGUUGAGUAAGUUAGCUGGUCUAGGGCAUUGUCCAGACAUUAGUGUUUAUAGGGUAUGUGAAAUCCUGAUAAUUUUAUGUUUUCUUUAUAAAAAACAUUUUAGCAUUCAUUUUGACAAUAGAGUGCUCAAUGAGUAAAUAGAAAAGAAAACUUGUAAUAUUUUACUUCAAAAGCAAAAAAAAAAUGCAGUAAGACAAGACACUGCAGUGGCCUUUAUUUUUAAGAACAUUAAAAUCAACUUGCUUAAAUGUGCAAUAAGUUGGGCAUUCGAGAAUAUCCAGUUCUGAAGGGUGUCAUCUCCUUCUUCCGCCCUGUGGCAAGCCACAGUUCUGUACAAGUCCUUCUGUUCAGGCUCAGCCAAGUUUCAAUUCUAAGGGUUUUUGCCUAUUUCUUCAGUUUAACAUUUUGACUUUGUAUUGUUGUCAAAAAAACACUUCUUUAAAAUAUAAUUAAGCUUUGGAACGCGUGAUAAAAUUUAGAUUCCUCCAAACUACAGGUUUCAAAAAGGUUUAUAUGGUGAAGGAGCUGUGGGUCUGGCUCCACCUGCCUUCAGCCGAAGGAGAGACUGAGGUACAAGUCAGUCACCUGAGGAGAAGCUGCAGUCUACACUGUGUGAGGGUUACAGAGCCAAUGGCUGCUCCAGUGCUGUGUCUGCAUAUAACUCUCUUCAGUACCAUAGGUUCCCAUGAAAAGCCAUUCCCACACGGUGUCAGCAAAACCAUGCUGUAUUUCAUAUGAAAAUAGUUUAAACUUUUGACAGCAUAAACAAAAGGUGUACCUAUAUCCAAUAUUUCAUUAUUAUGGAGUUUUGGGUUAUAUUUCAUAUUUGUCAAUAUAUUUUUUGUAUUCUUAUUCUACUACCAAUAUUAUGCUCAACUGCCUAUUCAUGGAUGUGAUAUUUUGUAAAUAUUGUACAACUUGAUCUUUAUAUGAUUUUAAAUUAGUAUUAAUUUAUAUUAUAUAUAACUUAGUUGGUUGAUCACUAGAAGUUGUUAAAUUGUUGGUGACCUGCCUUAGGGCUCUGUCUUCCUCCUUUGUAUUGUUUCAUGUGAUCUGAACAGUACUUUAUUUGUACUGAUAUCUGAGACUGGAAAGGUAGUUGUUUUUUGGGUUUUUUUUUUGGUUUUUUUUGUUUGUUUUUUUAUUUUAUUUCAUUUCAGAGUUGAUGUUAAUGGGUCCUUACCCAAGGAGUCAGAAACAAAUUAACAGGGUGACUGUUUCUUAUAUACUAAAGGCUUAUGUUCAAUUGAAUGUUUCUCAUACACUUAGUCGUAUGAGUUUCUUUCUGUGAACUGAACACAAAACUCAGGAAUUGGUGGAUUCGUAUAUGAGUCCUUUAAACAAUGUAUAAUUGACCUUGAGUUUGGCCAGACUGUGUGACUUGACUUUGAACAUUCUAAUCCGAGGAUUCUCUCUUCAUAGAUGGAUUCACAGUGUGUGUGACUCACUGUUCCAAACUGUCUGAAAACUCCACAUGGUAUAUCGGGUUUGUGACUCCAUGGCCAGCUUUCUUUAUCUAAAACCUCACCUUCUCACGAGAAAAUUUAGAUGAGUAAUAACUACUGACAUUUUCAUUUUUCAGUUGUUAAAUGUCUUUAGUUGCCCCCCCCAAUUUAGUGAGAUGUUGCUGGCUAGGGAAAGAUAGUAAUAGACAUAUGAGAUGUUAGUGCGCUACAGCAAUAGAUAUUUAACUUGUAUUCUUUUUUUUUUUUUGUAUGACUUAGAAAGGUACAGUGGUAAUCUUUGUCACAGCUCAGUUGGAAACUGCAUUCCAUUGAAAAGCUGGCCCUGUAAGAUACAAUCUUCAUUUCCUGUCUCAUGGUUUUGUGCCUUUAAGGAGAUAUUUUUAUUGUUUUAUGUUACAGAACUAUAAUGUGGUGUUCAAAGUGUUUGUAGGCUUAUUUGUCAUAAAAGGGUCAUUUCUCUGUCACUUUAUUUCCUUUUAUAUAGCUGAAGAAUAUGUAAACAGUAAUGCUGUACUUUUAUAAGGGUUUGUCUAGUUACCUACUUCAAAUAUAUUCUUACUCAGACAUCAUUGAAGUAAACUUGUCAGAUUAUUCUGAGUAUUGUAAACAGUGCCUUUUUGAUGGAAUUCACACUGUUUUGGGUGUCAACUCGUGCCAUAUUCACAGAAUUUUGUGGAAGGCAGUUUUAACUUUUUGAAGACUAUCUUCAUCAAAAUUUUAAGGACAAUUGUAUAAAAUUUCAUCUUUUUUCAGUGUUUGGCAUUUCUAGUCAGCAGUAAAUAGUUUUGUUUUGCUUUUUUGUCUUAUGUACAAGGACGAUGGCAUAAGAUGAGCCAUACCUGAGUCUGCAGAUUGUGAAUUAUGUUAAAAAUAGAGAAAAUAUUCAAGUUUAUAUCAAAUUUUCCAAUUUGACCUAUAGGAGGGAACCUCCCAUAAUUCAAUAAGUUUACAUUUUAACCUCUUUCUUAUUUGGCUACAUGUAUAAAGAGAUUCUUUAAAAUGUGUAACCUGCCACCACUGCAUAAUUUGGUUGCUUUUUGUUACAUAUUUUGUGGGUUUAGGAUAUCCACUUUUUGUUACAAUUAUUAUACUAUUUUGUUACAGUUUUUAAUUGAACAUGGACUGUUAAAAUUGUACAGGACCAGUGUCUUAUUAAUAAGAUUAACAUAUUUAGGAAGAGCCACAGGAAAACCUUGAUGAAAAUGAAUGUGUCUUUACUUUAUGGAAUAUUUAGAAAAAUUAGCCUCUUCGUUCAUCAUGAAAAUUAUUUUAGUACCAUAAUACUGAAAUUCUUUAUUUGUAAAAAUGCCAUGAAACAUUUGAAUGAUGAGCCACAAACCUUCAGUUGGGUAUAUUUUCACUUUUUGGCAUGUUAAAUAUACAUUUAAUUUCAAAUACAUCAGUUAAUGGCUGUUUAUAAAGUCAAGCACUACCACUGGUCAGUUUUGUAUGAUAGGAUAUAAGUGUGUUGCUACCUGCAGUGUAAGUAUAGCACACUGUUGAAUUCUCUUAAGGUGCAUAGUAAAUGCAUAGAUAGUCACAGGCGGUUUUGUAAUGUAUACAUUUCUAAUCUAUUAUUCCUAACCUGUUAUGUUUGCAGAGAGAAAAGAAUUUUUCUAAUGAUCUGUAAAAUUAUGUUAACUUCUAUAAGUAGGUAUUCUAAAUAAACUUUUUAAAAAGCAA
Mesocricetus auratus (golden hamster) is the source of this 7117-nucleotide messenger RNA. RefSeq names its product oxysterol binding protein like 8 (gene Osbpl8). The record is from RefSeq and is a predicted model, not a curated record. The transcript has 26 exons. Lineage: Eukaryota; Metazoa; Chordata; Mammalia; Rodentia; Cricetidae. Gene Ontology annotation, molecular function: cholesterol binding. Gene Ontology annotation, cellular component: membrane; cytosol; intracellular membrane-bounded organelle. Bases 371 to 3202 code for a protein of 943 amino acids.